AUGCAAAACGGCUCUGAUCAUAAGCCGGACGUGUGCAAGGAAUUCGAGGACUCACUGCGUAAGGCGCAAGGCGGUGCCUUCCAAGAGGAUCGGACACCUUGCGUUUGGCGCGCCAUUCGCACUGAGGCAGAGCGGGACGCAGCGGAGGAGCCGUUGCUGAGCAGCUUCCUGUACGCUUCUAUCCUGGCGCACGACUCGUUCGAGCGCGCCCUCGCGUUUGUGCUGUCCAACCGCCUGGCGAGCGCGGUGAUGCUGCCGACGCAGCUGUUUGAGAUAUUCCAUGAGGUGCUCACCAGCGACUUGGACGUGCGGGAGGGCGCGCUUGCGGACGUGGAGGCCUGCCGGGACAGGGACCCGGCGUGCCGCAGCUACAGCCAGGCUCUCUUGUAUUACAAGGGCUACCACGCCCUGCAGACGCACCGCAUCGCGCACGCCCUUUGGAAUCGCGGUCAGCGGGUCAUGGCGGUGGCCCUGCAGAGCCGCGUGAGCGAGGUGCUGGCUGUGGACAUCCACCCAGCGGCGCGGCUGGGGCGCGGCAUCCUGCUGGACCACGGCACCGGCGUGGUCAUUGGGGAAACCGCCGUCAUCGGCAACAACGUGUCGCUGCUGCAAAAUGUCACGCUGGGUGGCACUGGCAAGGAAGUGGGCGACCGCCACCCCAAGAUCAGCGACAACGUGCUCAUUGGUGCCAGUGCCACAGUGCUGGGCAACAUCCUCGUCGGCCGCGGCAACCCGGCACUGGACAUGCAGCAAUGGAGCCGCAAAUUCAACAGUGAUUAUGACCCAGUCGCUGACAGGGGGCUCUCAAACAGUUCAGUGGGCGAGGCCGGCAGCAGCGGCGACGAGAGCAGCAGCGACGCCCCCUCCAGCACCAGCGGCACCAGCAGCAGCAGUGAGCCACAGGCACAAGGAGUGGCGUCCAGCGGUGCGUCCAGCAAUGGCGCGGCUGCUUCUGCUGUGGGUUUCAGUAGCAACGGCCGGGCUGCGCACUUGAGUUCUGGGGGUGGGAUCAGCAGCAACGGCGUGGCCAAGGCCGCCAGCAACGGCGCAAGCAACCGCGUAGGUGCAAACGGUACAGUCUGGGUGGCCGCCCCUGUUAACGGCAGCGCCUACAGCGGCAACGGCAAAGUCAACGGCGUCACUCAUGCGCGCGCACAUGUCAGCCUGGGGCACCACACCCUUAUUGGGCAGGAGGGCCAGGCCGACCCUUCAACCUCGCAGCAGCGGCAGCAGCAGCGGCAGCAGCAGCAGCAGCAGCAGCAGCAGCAGCCCAGGCAUGAGCUGCAGGAGGAGAUUAGGUACCGGCCCGCUCCUCUAGGGGGUGUUUAUGAGGGCGAGGUCGAUGCGACGAUGGACGAGGAGGCGGCCGCAGUGCUGUGGCCGCGGCGGGAGGACCCAGAGUACGUCAUCUGA
Molecule: messenger RNA, 1413 nt
Organism: Monoraphidium neglectum
Lineage: Eukaryota; Viridiplantae; Chlorophyta; Chlorophyceae; Sphaeropleales; Selenastraceae
Product: serine O-acetyltransferase
Exons: 6
Coding region: 1-1413 (470 amino acids)
Cellular component (GO): cytoplasm; cytosol
Molecular function (GO): L-serine O-acetyltransferase activity
Source: RefSeq, a predicted model, not a curated record